AUGGCGGAGGUGCAGACACGCAAUCGACAGCUCGAACUGCAAGUUUUAGAGCUGCAGAACACCUGCAGCCAACAAGCUCAUGAGCUGGUCGUGCAACGCGAGUCCCUGCAAAAGCUGUAUGCUGAGGAGGCGCAAGUCGAAGUGGAAAGAAUCCAGGAGUUGCGCGACACGGCGUGCGCAUCGGCUCAUCACCAUGCCACCUCGAAGACCGAGGAAUUGACAAGGGCUGAGGUGCAGCUGGACAAGCAGCAGCUGGAAUUGGUUGCAAAGGCCAAUGACGUCGCCCGGUUGAGGGAAGAGUUGCAUGUGUCACACAAUGAAAGAUCACAGCUGGAUUUGCAUCUUUUGCGGGUGGAGGCCCGUGAAGAGCAAACGGUCAACGAGUUGGAAGAAGUAAGUCAGCUAUGUAGACAACGUGGAGCCAUGGCUUCGAAUUUUGAGGCACAGCUUGACUUGUCUGAGUUGAAGCUGGAUGAACUGCAGAAGAGCUGCAGCCAUCAGUUGCAAGAGCUGUCAGCGCAGCGUCGGCUGACAUCCUCGUUGCAACUCCAGCUGGAGGACGAACUGCGACAGCACCGUGCGUCGCCACCGAUAGAGUUGCUUGAGGUUACGCAAGCCCAAGCCCUUGAAAUUCAGCAACUGCGUGCCGAGGUGGGUGUGUCGGUUUCCCACGCGGCAGCGCAAAAUGAGGUCAGGGCAGAGGCCGAGGCCGAGGCUUGCCAGAUGCUCCGAGGCGAACUGGCUGAAGAGAAGGCACGUGGACUCCUAACAGCCACCCCGGCAGCUGCAAGUUCGCCUUUGGCCACUGCUGCCCUUGCCGGCGCCGCAGUCACUGCAGACGGGCACAAACUGUUCGAGGCUGCGGCACAAGGAGAUGUGGCACUGGCAUCGGCACUUGAGAAGCUGCCGAUGUCAGAGUUCAUGGCGGUUCGGAGCGCAGAUGGCUCCACACUCCUUCAUGCUGCUGCGGCGGGGGGCUCCCUGCCCGCAGCUUUGGCUGCGCUCCUCGCUGGUGGUGCGCGCCGGCGAUGCGAACAAGACCUUCAGAGAGAUUUGCUCCGACACGAGCACCUGUCCUUCGUCAAUGCGCGCGACUGCGAGCAGCGAUCUGCACUUCUUUGCCAUUGCCAGUCGGCCAACACAUGCGCUGCCAGUGCGGCAACGCUGCUGGAAAGUCAGGCCAACCCGUUCUUAGAGGACGGCCACGGCUGCACACCUUUCCUGGCUUGUGCCAGCCGAGGAAAUUGUGAGGUCAUGAAGCUGUUGCUCCGUGCGACGGGCGGAUCUGUUCUCAGAGACUCGGAUGAGAACGGCCGGACCGCCCUACAUUGCGCAACUUUGAAGGGCAACGCUGAUGCCGUGCGGUUGCUUCUGCAGGUGAGCGCCGAUGUUGAGCUGCCAGAUGCAGCCGGCCGCCGAGCAGUGGAGCUUGCAGAAGCGGGUGGCCAUGAAGACAUCGUUAAGCUGUUGGAGCCGGCGGAGGAGGAGCCGCAAGAGAUUCCUGCUGUUGGUUUGCAGUCGUGGUUGCCGCGUGAAGAAAACGCAGACGAGGAAGAACCACAUCAAGAUUCAAGGCCGGUGAAACCCAAUGCUCCGGCCACUCCGACGAGUCCAACGAGUCCAGACAAAUAUGCCGAGGAGCCAGGCGAUGAGUGGUAA
Molecule: messenger RNA, 1659 nt
Organism: Symbiodinium natans
Lineage: Eukaryota; Dinophyceae; Suessiales; Symbiodiniaceae
Source: the annotation of a GenBank genome assembly